AUGGAGUCAACAUAUCUUCAAGAGCACCUUGGGACAUGUCUAACUCAAGGUCUUGCAGAAGUGGCGAGAAUUCGACCAGUGGAUCCAAUAGAAUAUUUAGCAUUGUGGAUUUACAAGUAUAAGGAAAAUAUGACUAUGGAGGAACUGAGACAAAAGGAAAUGGCUGAACUGGAGCAUGAAAGAGAACUAGCUCUGACGGAGCAGGAAAUGAUGGAAAGGCUCAAAGCAGAAGAGCUUAUCUUUCAGCAGCAACAGCUGGCAUUCCAGCUGGAGUUGGAAAUGCAAGAAAAAGAGAGACAGAGAAUAGAAGAAUUACAGAGAGCUCAAGAACAGUUAGAGAAGGAGAUGAAAAUGAAGAUGGAAAAUAUAGCUAGAGGUGAAGAUACUUCAUCCCCAAAGGGUACAGCAGCAGACUCAAGCAAGACACUAGCUGAAAUUAGUGAUCGAUAUGGGGCACCUAACUUGAGCACAGUGGAAGAACUUGAUGAACCAGUGCUCUCCGAUGUUGCAUUAAACAAUGAUCAAGAUUUAUAG
Molecule: messenger RNA, 534 nt
Organism: Phyllostomus hastatus (greater spear-nosed bat)
Lineage: Eukaryota; Metazoa; Chordata; Mammalia; Chiroptera; Phyllostomidae
Gene: DYDC1
Product: DPY30 domain containing 1
Exons: 6
Coding region: 1-534 (177 amino acids)
Cellular component (GO): Set1C/COMPASS complex
Source: RefSeq, a predicted model, not a curated record